Molecule: messenger RNA, 342 nt
Organism: Dovyalis caffra
Lineage: Eukaryota; Viridiplantae; Streptophyta; Magnoliopsida; Malpighiales; Salicaceae
Source: the annotation of a GenBank genome assembly
AUGGGGAAAUAUGUGGAAUGGUUGGAUGUUGCCUAUAUGGGGGUGAGAAUUGCAUCAAGAUUCCACUCUCGGUGUCCACAAACAGGUCGAUCUUACUACCAUCCUCCCUCUGAUUCUGAAGAUCAUCACCAUCUUCAAAAGGAUGCUAAUGAGAGUUAUCAAGUGGCAAUGGCUGAAGAUUUCACCCAGAUGGUCAAUGUGGAUAGGGAGUUUCAUACUUCUCAUGAAUUGCUUUUCUAUUCUGUUGCAUUUGAUUCUUUACCAGAUGAUGCGAUCGCUGAAGUUCUGAAAAGAUCCUUUCAGCAGAAUCCAGAAGAUGUCAACAAUGUUAGAGCAAGGUAA